This is a messenger RNA of Bufo gargarizans (Asiatic toad), 2985 nucleotides long. RefSeq names its product zinc finger protein 345-like. The transcript is spliced from 6 exons. The coding region runs from base 95 to 2908 and encodes 937 amino acids. The record is from RefSeq and is a predicted model, not a curated record. Lineage: Eukaryota; Metazoa; Chordata; Amphibia; Anura; Bufonidae.
CGAUCCCCCGUGUAAGAGUGAGGUGGAGGAGGACAUUUCAGGAGAUGUCACCACAGAAAAUCCCAGUAAAAUUUCAGAUGGAGAUGAAGAUAUUAUGCAGCACUAUUCGGUAAAAAACCUUGUUACCUUUAAUGUACUUCCAGGACUUCACAAAGAUCUAUCAUAUAAUCCUAAUCAUAAGGAACUUUGUACUGACCAAACACAAGUUGUUACCGCAAGUGCAGGUCAGAAAGGAGUUGAAAGGUUUCACUGUAGUAAAGAGUUAACUAAGAGAUCAAGUCUUUCUACACUCAAAAGAAUUCACACUGGAAAGAAGCCGCACUCCUGUUCAGAAUGCAGAAAAUGUUUUACAUAUAAAUCACAUCUUGUUAUACAUGAAAGAAGACACACAGGAGAGAAGCCAUAUUCAUGUUCAGAAUGUGGAAAAUGCUUUACAGAGAAAUCAAGUCUUGUUAUACAUGAGAGAAGUCAUACAGGAGAAAAACCAUUUUCAUGUACAGAAUGUGGCAAAUGUUUUAGACAAAAAUCUGAUCUUGUUACACAUGAGAGACGUCACACAGGAGAGAAGCCAUAUUCGUGUUCAGAAUGUGGGAAAUGUUUUACACGGAAAUCAAUUCUUGUUGCACAUGAGAUAAGUCACACAGGGGAGAAACCGUAUUCGUGUUCACACUGUGGGAAAUGUUUUACAAGGAAAUCGAUUCUUGCUGCACAUGAGCGAAUUCACACAGGAGAGAAGUUGUAUUCAUGUUCAGAAUGUGGAAAAUGUUUUACUCAAAAAUCAAAUCUUGUUGCACAUGAGAGAAUUCACACCGGAGAGAAGCUGUAUUCAUGUUCAGAAUGUGGGAAAUGUUUUAUACAGAAAUCAAAUCUUGUUACCCAUGAGAGAAUUCACACAAGAGAGAAACCAUUUGCUUUAAGAAUUUAUAAUGUUUUUCACAAAUCAUUACUGAAAAGAUAUGUCGAACCUGCAGAACCGUCCUCCUUACCUCCUGCUCCUGUCUUGGUGGACGAUAAUCUUGAAUUUCAGAUUGGCAGGAUAGUGAACUCACGAAUUCUCAGUCGAUCUCUUCAGUAUCUCGUGCACUGGAAAGGAUGGCUGGAAGCCUUCCCAGUAGCAAAGGCAAAUAACACAGCAAAGAAGCUGAAGGACCUGUACAAGGAGGCCAUGAUGGAGGAGCACCAGCCUCUUAUAUCACAAGAAAACCUCUGUAAGAAUUCUAUAGGAAACUUCAUGUUAUCACUAAAUUAUAAAGCAGGUGAUGAAGACAUCAUGCAGCGCUUUUCAGGAGAUAACCUUAAUGUAGAUUCAGGACUUCACAGCACAAAUCUGUCAUAUAGCCCCCCUAAUCAUGAGGAACUUUCUCCUGACCAGUCACAUAUUGUUACCAUAAAUAUAGGACAAAGAGGAGGUAAAAGAUUUCUACGUGCUAAAGAGUUCACAAAAAGACUUUCUGCAAACAGAAGAACUCGCACAGGAGAGACGCCAUACUCCUGUUCAGAAUGUGGGAAGUGCUUCACAAAGAAAACACAUCUUAUUACACAUGAGAAAAUUCACCCAGAAGAGAAGCCAUGUUCAGAAUGUGGGAAAUGUUUUACAGAUAAAUCAAGUCUUGUUGUUCAUAAGAGACGUCACAUAGGAGAGAAGCUAAAUUCAUGUUCAAAAUGUGAGAAAUGUUUUACACGGAAAUCAGGUCUUGUUAGACAUGAGAAAAGUCACUCAGGAGAGAAGCCAUAUUCAUGUUCAGAAUGUGGGAAAUUUCUUACAGACAAAUCAAGUCUUGUUAAACAUAAAAGAAUUCAUACAGGGGAGAAGCCGUAUUUGUGUUCAGAAUGUGGAAAAUCUUUUGCAGAUAAAUCAAGUCUUCGUAGACACGAGAGACGCCACAGAGGAGAGAAGCCAUAUUCAUGUUCAGAAUGUGGGAAAUGUUUUAAAAAUAAAUCAAGUAUUGCUAGACAUGAGAAACAUCACACAGGAGAAAUGCCAUUUUCAUGCUCAGUAUGUGGGAAAUGUUUUACAGAGAAAUCAACUCUUGUUACCCAUGAGAGAAGACACACACAGAAGCCUUAUUCGUGUUCGGAAUGUGGAAAAUGUUUUACAGAUAAAUCAAGUCUUGUUUCCCAUGAGAGAAGUCACUCAGAGAAGCCAUAUUCUUGUUCAGAAUGUGGGAAAUGGUUUACAGAUAAAUCCCAUUUUGUGAGACAUGAGAGAAGUCACACUGGAGAGAAACCAUAUUCAUGUUCAGAAUGUCGGAAAUGUUUUUCAGAUAAAUCAAGUCUUGUUAUACAUGAGAGACUUCACACUGGAGAGAAACCGUAUUCAUGUUCAGAAUGUGGGAAAUGUUUUACAGAAAAAUCACAUCUUGUUAAACAUCAGAGAAGUCACACAGGAGAGAAGCCGUAUUCAUGUUCAGAAUGUGGGAAAUGUUUUGCACAGAAAUCAAAUUUUGUGAUUCAUAAGAGAAGUCACACAGGAGAGAAGCCGUAUUCAUGUUCGGAAUGUGGGAAAUGUUUUACAUAUAAAUCUAAUUUUGUUACACAUCAGAGAAGUCACACAGGAGAGAAACCAUAUUCAUGUUCAGAAUGUGGGAAAUGUUUUGCAGAUCAAUCAAAUCUUGUAUUCCAUGAGAAAACACACACAGGGGAGAAACCAUAUUCAUGUUCAGAAUGUGAGAAGUGUUUUAUACGGAAAUCACAUCUUAUUAGACAUGAGAGAAGUCACACAGGAGAGAAGCCAUAUUCAUGUUUAGAAUGUGGGAAAUGUUUUACAGAUAAAUCAAGUCUUGUUAGACAUGAGAGAAAUCAUACAGAAGAGAAGCUGUAUUCAUGUUCAGAAUGUGGCAAAUGUUUUAGAUGGAAAUCAGAUCGUAAUAGACAUGAGAGACUUCACGUAAGAGAGAAGCCAUUUUGAUGUUUUAUGUGUGGAAAAUGUUUUGUAAUGCAAUCAAAUUCUAAAACUCAUCAAAACAGAAUAAACUAUUACUGCUA